Phascolarctos cinereus (koala) is the source of this 4629-nucleotide messenger RNA. It is a transcript of the gene EXD1, whose product is annotated as exonuclease 3'-5' domain containing 1. Gene Ontology annotation, molecular function: 3'-5' exonuclease activity; nucleic acid binding. Gene Ontology annotation, biological process: nucleobase-containing compound metabolic process; piRNA processing. NCBI's taxonomy places the organism in Eukaryota, Metazoa, Chordata, Mammalia, Diprotodontia, Phascolarctidae. Gene Ontology annotation, cellular component: PET complex. The record is from RefSeq and is a predicted model, not a curated record.
CUGAGGGAGGACUGUGGGCGGGCACGAGGAGGAGGGCGGCCCGAGCGAGUCAGCCAAUCGAAAACGGCCCGUAAGCCCCUCGCACGGAACCGACGUCCGUACUGCCGGCCGCUGACCCCGAGUGAAAUCGCCGCGCCUUCCUCGGGACUAGUUCUCGGAGGGAGAAACUCCGCCCCCCGGAACCAGGUCGCUUGCCUUAAAAGGGACAAUGUCUGAGGCGCAGAGUCACCUGGAAUCCAAACGGCGGUGGCCUGACAGGGUGACCUCAAAAAUGAGGUUGAAGUGCAACCCCUUUCUUUUGCGUCCUCGACGCCUGGUUCCUUCUACAGUUUGAAAAAAGCUUACUACGAGUGCCGGCAUACAGGUUGCUGGGACGAUGGGGGGGGAAAAUACUUUUUAAUCCCUUUUGCUAGAGAAUUGCAAGCCGGGAGUUGGGGUCUGGUUUCGGGUGACGUAUUGCCUCACUCCCUCCCCCGCCCCGGCAGUGCGCGCUCUUAGGCUCCUGCUGAUUGGCUCUUGGGGAAACGAGCACGCUCCGGCACCUGAGAGCGGGGGCGGGCCAGUCGAGAGCCGUCCGCGUCCGCCCAGAGCGUCGAAGCUGAGCGCGCCGCACUGGGGCCGAACCCUGACUUUUGGGCCGCGGCGAGGCUGAUCUCGGCCCGGUUUCCUGCUCUUCGCUUCAGGACCCUCUUUGCUUGCCAGUCAGGCCUGGCUCCUCCGACCGCCCGGGUAACGGCGUCUUAGUCCGAGUUUGGCCCUGCCUGGGCCCCCAGCACUUCGUGGCUUCGAGGAAUCACGGACUUGGGGCCCGCACUGCACCCCUUCUUCCUGCUCCUCUUAACUGUCUUCUUUGCCCUUUAGCUGGGCCUCGAGUAGUCACCGACUUGGAUUUCAAAUACCCUUCCCCCUUCCAGCGCUCUAUGAUGUAAGAAAAGGAAAAACCAAUAGCAAAAAAUCACAUUUUCUUUUUGAUUUUCAACUGCUUAGAAAUUUAAGGAAGCUGAAGGCUUGAAGACUUCUCUUUAGUAUCAAACAGGAUGGAUCCCAGCAGUGAUUACCAUUUCUUAAACCAGAUUCUGGGAAGAAGGGUGAAAAUAACUUUAGUCUGUGGCAUCUUCCAGGGAGUGCUUCAACACGUGGACCCUAGCAAGAUUAUUGUCCUGAAAAAAGUCAAGAAUUUGGAGACUGGCCGAAGCGUCCCAGGAGUGAAGAUGUUUUUUGGCCAUGAGAUUGUGAAUGUGGAACUGCUGGAUGAUGUGGAACAAGGAGUAGGAGAAAAGACAGCCUCUGUCAGGGAUAGCCUAAAUACAGAAGGAACAAGGAUGGACAAAGUGCAAGAAGCAGACCAGAGUAUGAAUGAUUCAGCUUCUUCUUCCCUUGAGUCACAUACUAUCACCUUGCUGAAUGACUUAAAAUACAGUCCAUCAGAGGAAGAAGAUGUGACAUACACAGUAGUUAAUCAGUUCCAACAAAAGUUUGGUUCUGCUAUGCUGCACAUCAAGAAACAGAGUGUCCUGAGUGUAGCGGCAGAAGGAGUUAAUUUAUGUCGUCAUGGGAAACUCUGUUGGCUUCAGGUGGCAACAAGUAGUCGAGUUUACUUAUUUGACAUUUUCCUUCUGGGAAGUCGAGCUUUCAAUAAUGGACUUCAGAUGGUGUUAGAAGAUAGGAAGAUUUUGAAAGUUAUUCAUGAUUGUCGUUGGCUUUCUGACUGCCUUUCUCAUCAGUAUGGAAUUGUUCUUUCUAAUGUAUUUGACACACAGGUGGCUGAUGUCCUUCAGUUUUCCAUGGAAACAGGUGGCUUUCUUCCACAUUGCAUCAGUACCUUGCAGGAGAGCUUAAUUCGACACCUUAAAAUGUCCUCCAAAUGUGUCUCCUUCCUGGAUGACAAGCAAAAGAUGGUUCAGGAGAAUCCUGAAAUAUGGUUUAUGCGACCUCUCCCACCUUCCUUGCUGAAAGUGCUAGCCCUGGAGACAACAUAUUUGCUGCCCCUUCGCUUGUUGCUUCUGGAUGAGAUGAUGUCUGACCUGACUAUGAUGGUGGAUGCAUAUUUAAAUACCUAUCGGGAAGGGUCUGGAGGUCUGUUGGGAGGCACAGAGCCAUCAUGUAUGGAGCUGCCAGAGGAGUUGCGUCAGCUGAUGGAUUUCCAGAGACUUCGAAGGGAACGAGCCAUGAAAGAUUAUGAGACAAAUGCAGAGGGGCUCCUAGUUAGACCGCAGCUAGUAUGUCCCAAAGAAAAGCCAGUAGAAGAAGGGAAACAAAAAAACACUAGAGGUUCUUUGCCUUUUGAAGGAGCCAUGCUUCCUAAAGCUUUGAAUUUAGGUUGUCUCAAACCUCACCAGGCUCAGGAAGAUACAUGUUUGCAGAAACAAGAAACAAAAUAUGACAGCAAACAAGUGAGAACAAAAUAUCAACAUUCAUCUUCCACAGAGGAGCCGGAAACAGGUGACUCUACUACAGAGACACCUAGUUGCUUUGGUCGACAGGAGUCAAAGGAUGUCAAAGUAACUCGGAAGGAACAAACUGAUACACCAAAAUAGACACAAUCUAGCAUGUCCUUGCAAGAGAAAAUAGAACUGCUGUUGAUGGGAGGAAAGGAAGACGAGAAUGUAGAAAACAAAAUGACUGGCUCUUUCUCUUCUGCAGGAAACUAACACUUCCAAGAGAUUACUUUCAACCUUUAAAGAGAUCUGUAGUUCCCUAAUCUUAUUCUUGUUCAGCCUUGGAGAAGCCUGACUCCUAGCUAAAUUCAUAUAUAAAACCUUCUAGUAACUAGCUGCUCUGUAACCUGGAAGAUGGCUGACAGCCCCAGUGAUGGAACAUGUUUGUAGUCAUUCUGUUCCUACAGAGGAAAAGUUACCAUCUUCCUGGUUUUGUAAGUGUGGGAAGACUUAGUUUUCCCCAUUGUGUGUAAUUUCCAGCUCUUAUGUGUGAUCUUUUCUCUCUGCCUCACCUCCUACUUCUUAGGUUUUUUGUUUGUUUGUUUUGUGAGGGUUGGAAAUAGGCAUGUUAAAUAGUGGAGAAAGUCAAAUUCGGACUCAUUUAUGUCAUUGUAUGGUAAGUUUACCAGUAGCAGUAAUAGUUAUUUCUUAUUGCAUACAAAAAAGUUUGAAGAGAAAGAGAAUCUUAUGUUCAUUAUCAGAAAGUCAUCUCUUUGUGGUAGGUUUGGUUUAGUUUUGAGAGAAGUGGUGAAUUUUAGUUUCAGUCAUAUUUAUUUACUUACAGAAUACUUUGUUAUCGACACAUUAUAAUUUUUAUUGUUUUUAACCUGGUUUUUUUGCUUUGUUUUGAAUGGCUUAUCUGUUUUGUGCCAUAAACAAGCAUUAGCAGAUUAUAUUUCAAGUUUCUUUCUGCCAAGGAAAUUCUUUUAGUUUCUUUGUACUUGAUUUAUUUAUCCCUGUUCUUGAAGCAAUACACUGUCAACUGCUUAGCACAAGGAUUCGACAUCGUGUUCAUUUCAUACAUUAUAUCUCAAGGGUUUUCUUCAAAUUCUUAGGCAAGGUCCUCAUGCUUGGGCCAGGGCAUUUACUUAGGUGCUGAGUGUUUGCUUAUUGAGCCUGUGUGGUUUGGGAUUUAUAAUAAGCUCAUUUUGGUACUUGAUGGUCUCAGAAAGUUUGCUGAGGGGAUCAAGAUUUGUUUUUUAUGAAAUAAUCCAGAAGAAACCCAGGUAUCUUUAGAACAUGGUAUUUUGAAAGGUACUUUGCAUAUCUCAUGUCCUGAUUUCAGUGAUUGGAGUGGAAAACCAUAACAGGGCACUAGAUGAAGCCUGGGAAAACUAAGGACAAUUUAGUCACUUUAUUUAAUAAUUCCAAAUUGCUUUCCAGAAUGAUUGGACCAAUUCAUGCUCCACCCAUAUGGCAUCCCUGUACCAUUCUUUCCACAACCAGUACAAAAGUGAUUAUUCCCAUCUUUUGUUAUCUUUGACAAUUUGUUUCCUGUGAGUUAAAACCUCACAGUUAUUUGAUUAGCAUUUCUGUUAUUAGUGACUUGGAACAUUUCAUGUGGUUGUUCAUAGUUUACAAUUUUUAUUUUGAGGACAUUUUAUUUGUAUCCUUUGUUUAUUGGGGAAUGGCUUUUGAUCUGUUAUUUGUUAGUUAUUUAUGUAUUUUGAAUAGCAGAGCUGUAUCAGAGGUAUUUUAUGUAGGCUCCCCUUCCUCUCCCCCCCCCCACCCCAGUCAUCAGAGACUCUUCUUAUCCUAGGGGCCUUAGUUUAAUUAUUACAAAAAUCUUUUAGUUUUACACAAUCUUUUUAUAAUUCUUUCUUAUAAGUAAUGACUUUCUGGGAGAAAAAUAUAAAGGAAAAAAGUAGAUGAUAUGAAUCAAAAGAUACAUAAAAGCAUUUAAAAAUAGGUAAAUGUAGGACAUAUGCAAAGAAAUUUAGUUGAGAUCAGUUAGGAGCUAUGGGAAUCUAAGCUGAGGUCAUGAUAGGGGGAGUGGAGAAGGGGACAGAUGGCCGAUGUUAUGAUGUUACAGUAGCUUUGAUAAGAGUUUGCAACUGAAAGGAUAUGUAGAAUGUUUGUAACAUAACAAAUAAAAGAGCUACCUUUUAUUCAAUUGAGUUAUUAAGUGCCUACUAUGUUGUAGACAACCUGUCCUGAGCAUAUAAAUAAAAACAAAACAGUCUCUGCCUUU